CUCCCAGCGCGUGGCUGCAGUUGCUACGGAAACGGCGGGAAAUAACAACUCUGCUCCCCCGGGUGCGGGAGGCCCACGGAGGCAACGGCAGCGGGAGGAACAGCGGGAGCGACGCGCGGCGGCCGCAGAGUUCACCGCGGUGCCAGCUGCCCGCGGAGCCCCACCCCGUCCCACCGGGCCCGGCCAGCUCCUAAGCCGCUCCGCCUCCUCACGGGCCCUGCAGUGCCGGAGGUGACCCCGGGAGUGUGCCGUGUGUUGGCUGGGACUGUCGAGGUCCCUCCCCUCGAGAAGUGAGCCCGGGAGGCGUCCCGCGGGGAAGAUGAACGGCACCAGCGCCAAGUCCAGCCACCUGUCUCAGCCGGUCGUGAAGAGCGUGCUCGUGUACCGCAACGGGGACCCCUUCUUCGCGGGGCGCCGUGUUGUUUUCCAUGAGAAGAAGGUGUCCAGCUUUGACGUCUUCCUGAAGGAGGUGACCGGAGGCGUGCAGGCGCCCUUUGGGGCGGUCAGGAACAUCUACACGCCUCGCACCGGGCACCGCAUCCGGAAGCUAGAUCAGAUCCAGAGUGGGGGCAACUACGUGGCUGGAGGGCAGGAAGCUUUCAAGAAACUCAAUUACUUGGACAUAGGAGAAAUCAAGAAAAAACCAAUGGAAGCUAUUACUACAGAGGUAAGACCAGUAAUCCACAGCAAGCUCAAUGUGUCCGCUCGAUUUAGAAGAACACCUCAAGAGCCCUGCACGAUCUUCUUAAUUGCAAAUGGAGACCUCAUAAACCCUGCUUCUCGCCUCCUUAUCCCUAGAAAAGCCUUGAAUCAGUGGGAUCAUGUGCUCCAAAUGGUCACAGAAAAAAUAACCCUCCGGAGUGGAGCUGUGCACAGGCUUUAUACCUUAGAAGGGAAACUGGUUGAGAAUGGGGAAGAACUGGAAAAUGGACAGUUUUAUGUGGCUGUUGGCAGAGAUAAGUUUAAGAAAUUGCCUUACACAGAAUUGCUUUUCGACAAGUCAACAAUGAGAAGAUCUUAUGGGCAAAAAGCUUCUUCACUACCUCCUAUUGUAGGAUCCAGAAAGUCUAAAGGGAGUGGAAAUGAUCGACAGUCUAAAUCAACAAUUGGAUCCAGUGACAACUCAUCUCCUCAACCCUUAAAGAGAAAAGGGAAAAAAGAGGAUGCAAAUUCAGAAAAGCCUACAAAAGGGAAACAAAAUGGAAAGCUAAAGAAUUCACAAGUAAUUCCAAGCAGUGAGGAAGGUAUUUUCAAAGCUGGGACAGAAAGAUCUGAAACACGGGGGGCAGUAGAAAUCCAAGAAGAUGAAGACACUAAAGUUGAGAUUCCAGUUGAUCAGAGGACAGCAGAAAUAGUUGAGGAAGAAGAUGGUGAUAGAGAAAAGGAUGCUGAACAGGAAGAUGCUUCAGGAGUAAAUGGUGAAGUUGAAGAAGGAGAUAGAGAAGCUACAGAUGCUUCCAGUCAAGCUGAGGAGGGCACAGACCCCAGGGAAGAGCAGGGAGGUACUGCCGGAGUUAAUGGAGGCACCAAUGAAGAGAAUGGUGAGGAACUGGACCAAGUUAAUAAUGAGCUCCAAGAAGCAUCAAAUGAGGAAAUAAAGUUGAAAGGACCUGCAAACGGGCAGGCUGAGGAUGAUACAGACCCUCAAAGACCACCAAGGCCAGAAGUAAAAAUCACAAGUCCACAAGAAAAUGAUAACAACGAACAAAACAAAGAUAUAUUGUCGUAGCAUUGAUGAUUUUUCAAGAAAAGAGUAUAAUGGUUAUAAGAGAAAUAUGAAGGAUUAUAAUACUUGAAUAAUAAGUAUAGUUACUGCUUUACAUAAUGACAAGAUAGUUGAAUACUACCUACUGCAUUUUAAAAUGAGAGGCUUAAUAGAAAGACUACAAAAGGAAAGUGACUUCUUUUUAUGGGAUGUGCUUUUAAAAGUCAAUUUGGAAACAUUAAUUAAGAGGGGUUGAGGGGUUUGUACUCAGUUGGUCACUUAGACAAUUGGUCACUUGAUAGAAAGGAUGAAAAAGAAUAAGAUUAGUUUUGUUAUAUACUUUAUUAUCCAUGUAUAGAUUAUUAUAUGGAAUCUUUUUCUUAAAGAAUUUAUCUAAGAAGGUAUAGAAUUUAAAAAAAAACCAUGAUGAUAGGAAAGUAUGUACUAUUUUUUAAAGAAAUAAACUUUUGAAUAAACAAA
Erinaceus europaeus (western European hedgehog) is the source of this 2185-nucleotide messenger RNA. RefSeq names its product doublecortin domain containing 2 (gene DCDC2). The transcript has 11 exons. The coding region runs from base 320 to 1729 and encodes 469 amino acids. The record is from RefSeq and is a predicted model, not a curated record. Gene Ontology annotation, biological process: intracellular signal transduction; regulation of cilium assembly; neuron migration. Gene Ontology annotation, cellular component: microtubule; axoneme; microtubule organizing center. NCBI's taxonomy places the organism in Eukaryota, Metazoa, Chordata, Mammalia, Eulipotyphla, Erinaceidae.